Molecule: messenger RNA, 1875 nt
Organism: Olea europaea var. sylvestris
Lineage: Eukaryota; Viridiplantae; Streptophyta; Magnoliopsida; Lamiales; Oleaceae
Product: putative pentatricopeptide repeat-containing protein At1g03510
Exons: 1
Coding region: 140-1417 (425 amino acids)
Biological process (GO): RNA modification
Molecular function (GO): protein binding; RNA binding
Source: RefSeq, a predicted model, not a curated record
CACAGAAAUAAUCCUUGUUCAAUAGUAUUUUGGAUUCAAAUUGGAAAGCUUAAGAAUAAAAUGAAAUAUUAGGAAAUGAAAAACUAAUGUUACUGCUUCAAACAACUUUCUACUACUGUAACGUAAAACCAAGGCCGGCAUGGGCUCCUACUCUUCGAACUUUCUCCGCUUGCUUUCUUAUACAAAACGCCUGACCCACCACGUCAAUCAAGGCCGCCAUCACCAAGCUCUUGUCCUCUUUCAAGAAAUCCACUCUUCUUUAUCUCAUUCCUUAGACCCUUUCAUUUUCCCUCUCGCCCUCAAGUCCUGUGCAUUCCUCCACUGCCCGCUUCUUGGCGCGUCCAUCCACUCCCUUACUCUGAAAUCCUCUUUCAUUACAAAUCCAUUUGUUGCCUGCGGUCUUGUCGACAUGUAUGGAAAAUGCGUCUCCAUUUCCUCUGCUCGCCAACUGUUUGAUGAAAUGUGUGUAAGAAACGUUGUUGUGUGGAACUCCAUGAUUUCGCUGUACACGCAUUCUAAGAAUAUGCAGAAUGCCUUGCAGUUGUUCGAGGCGAUGGAUGAAUUGCCUAAUGCGUCGACUUUUAAUACGAUUAUCAUGGGUUGGUUGGAAAUAGAGGGGAAGUUGUUUGACGCGCUGGCUUUCUAUAGAAAAAUGUGGGAGAUGAGUUUGAAGCCGAACUUAAUUACACUGCUUGCUUUAUUACGUGCUUGUGUGGGGAUUGCAGCAUUGGAUUUGAUUAAAGAGAUCCAUGGCUAUUCAAUAAGGAAUGAUGUUGAUGCACAGCCGCAUUUUAGGAGUGGCCUAGUGGAAGCCUAUGGGCGAUGUGGGUGUCUUGAUAAAGCACAUCUUGUGUUUGAGAGCAUCGGCGAAAAAGACGUGGUUGCCUGGAGCAGCCUCAUAUCUGCCUACGCACUGCAUGGGAUGGCCAAUAAGGCACUCGAGAUAUUUGAACAAAUGGCAAUGUCAAACGUAAAGCCCGAUGAGAUCACUUUUCUUGGAGUACUGAAGGCAUGUAGUCAUUCGGGAUUGGCUAACGAAUCACGUAUGCACUUUUCUCGAAUGCAUAGUUAUUAUGGCAUAGAACCAAAUGGGGAUCACUAUGCUUGUCUAGUGGAUGUUUUGAGUAGAGCUGGGAGACUAUACGAAGCAUACGAAGUUUUAAAAGGGACGAAAAUAAAAGCAACUGCAAAAGCCUGGGGAGCGCUUCUUGGAGCUUGUCGAACUUAUGGGGAAGUGGAACUAGCAGAAGUAGCUGGUAGGGCUUUAUUUGAAAUAGAACCAGAGAAUCCAGCUAAUUAUGUACUGCUGGCACGAAUUUAUGCUAGCAAGGAGAAAUAUGAGGAAGCUGAAAAGGUUACAAGAGAAAUGAAGGAGAGAGGGGUGAAGGCGGUACCUGGUAGUAGCUGGGUUAUCUAACAAAGUUGAUGAAUUAAGUGAUUCAGUGAAGAAACAUGAGAUUGAAUAGAAAAGACUAGCACAUGGCAGUUGAACUCUGAGGGAAUUAUAAAUAUUACAAUCGUGCAAGCAGGUCGUCUGCAUUUUACCUGAGAACGAAAUAUCAAUGAUUCAGGUAGCUGCGAAGAAAGAGCAAUGGGCAAUGUUUCGUCUGCCAUAUUGUUGUAACUGAUUAAAAGCAUGCUUUCCUUGAACAGAGAGAGAGAUCCAUCCAUAUAUCCUAUCCGGUUUAGGUUUUUAAAAAUGAAUCGAUUGCUUUCUACAUUUAAUUCAAAGAACUGUGCUUAGCCUCCCUCCUCAUGAAAUGGCUCCACUGUAAUUUAUGGCAGAAUCCAGUAGCUGGGAAGGGGCCUAGAAGCGCCUACUACUUGCAAAAUUUUGAAAACAUUAAUAAAAAUUGAGCACUUGUUUGAUUUUCA